AUGCGUCUUCUACGAUUGGAUCGUGAAAAGUCCACAUGGAUUCUCGAAGACUUCCCGGGACGAGUGACUCCCUUCUACGCUAUUCUCUUACAUACUUGGGGUCGCGAAGAGGAUGAGGUGAAGUUCGAAAAUAUCCAAAGCGGACUGCGAAGAAGAUACGAUACCAGCAAGCCGGGGUACGAAAAGCUCCGCUUUUGUCAAGAGAAAGUGGAGAAGGACGGCCUUGUAUACUUCUGGAUAGACACUUGCUGCAUCAAAAAGUCGGACAGCUCCGAAUUGCAACGAUCGCUAGCAUCCAUGUUUUACUGGUAUCAGAGGGCUGCCAGAUGCUAUGUGUACCUCUGCGAUGUAUCCAUCUACGAAUCCACUGAACAUACCGAUUCCGAAUGGGAACAAGCGUUCUCACGGAGCAGAUGGUUCAAGCGUGGCUGGACGCUUCAGGAACUGAUCGCGCCAAAAUCAGUUUUCUUCUUUUCCAAGGAGAAAAGCUUCCUAGGCGAUAAGAAGGAACUGGCAUCUACGAUCAGCACCGUUACUCGCAUUCCCCGUCCAGCUCUCGAAGGAGUGGAACUGUCGCGCUAUAGAUGGGACGAGCGGAUGUCUUGGACAUUUGGCCGCGUUACGACAGUCCCAGAAGAUUCUGCUUACUGUUUGAUCGGUAUCUUCGAUGUGGAGCUAAACAUGUUGUACGCAGAGGGCGACUACCACAAGAGGCAGGGUGCAGCCAUGAGAAGGCUUCAACGAGCCAUCCAAGUGGAGGAUACGGAAUCUGAACGAGCACAAGACAUCAUACGCAUUGGUGGCGCAUCUUGGAGUGACCUGGUCACAUUGAGCGAGAAGGAUCUGCGACAGAUGGACCUCGACCUUGAAGCAUAUCAGGAGUGGCUGCUUUUCGAAUUUCCAAAGCAACACAAUGAUGGAUUGACAAACCUUACCAACAUUUCGCAGACUGCAGGCAAACGGAUGAAGGACUUGCUAGCAAAGCACGGGGUCCGUUACCAAGAUCUGACAGAUCUUGGGGCUAACGUAAAAUCUUGGGAGAAGCCGUGGGCCGUUUACAAGGACGAGAGGGCCACUGCUCAAGCUCGAGUGCAGGCGCUGGUACAAAAUCGGUGGUACUGGACAAAGAGGAAUGAGGACGUGUUUACAGGCAUCACUGCAGCUAGAACGUUUGAAGAUCUGAUGAUUUGGAGGGGAAGGUGGAAAAUUUAA
Molecule: messenger RNA, 1212 nt
Organism: Alternaria arborescens
Lineage: Eukaryota; Fungi; Ascomycota; Dothideomycetes; Pleosporales; Pleosporaceae
Exons: 1
Coding region: 1-1212 (403 amino acids)
Source: RefSeq, a predicted model, not a curated record